Molecule: messenger RNA, 16373 nt
Organism: Lagopus leucura (white-tailed ptarmigan)
Lineage: Eukaryota; Metazoa; Chordata; Aves; Galliformes; Phasianidae
Gene: NRF1
Product: nuclear respiratory factor 1
Exons: 13
Coding region: 10272-11858 (528 amino acids)
Biological process (GO): regulation of transcription by RNA polymerase II
Cellular component (GO): nucleus
Molecular function (GO): DNA-binding transcription factor activity, RNA polymerase II-specific; RNA polymerase II cis-regulatory region sequence-specific DNA binding
Source: RefSeq, a predicted model, not a curated record
AGGAUCACAUUGACUUUCUUUGGGGUUUUGACCUCGUCCAUCAUGGAUGAGGAUCACGCUGACUUUCUUUGGGGUUUUGGUCUCAUCCACCAUGGAUGAGGAUCACGUUGACUUUCUUUGAGGUUUUGACCUUGUUCAUCAUGGAUUUGGAUCACGCUGCCUUUCUUUGGGGUUCUGGUAUCCUUCAACAUGGCUGAGUGUUACGAUGUAGAGUCAAAUCAUCUAAUACGUCAUUUUCUCCACGUGUUCACUGGGAUAGAGCUUUGUGUCACCUUUUGUAGGGCUCUCACAUUGUCAGGUGCAGACUUGGUGGUGAGUGGGCUCUUCCUGCCACAAAUCCAAUGACAUGUGUGGCAUAAUGCAUUAAUGCAUGGCAUAAACCUUGUAGGGGAUGAUGAGCAAAGGCUGCAUUGUAACUCCUGCCAGACAGUGCUUUUAUGCUUGGUGGUAAUUAGGCUUUAAUUACUGGCUUUAUUAAGCCCUGUGACUGGUCAGCUGCACAGAUGUCAGCUUUUAAUUUUAGGUAUUUUGGUGUCGUGUUGGAAUUUGCUGUUUUUUUUCUGCUGCUCACAAACCUGAAUCAGCUUUGUUUAGAUUUAUCACAACCUGCUCGGCUUCUGGCAGGCUCAGACCUGGAGGCUUUGAGCUUUGUAACGAAAUUGAAGCAUGAAUGGCCACAGGAUCAUGGGUUGGGAGCCCUGGGAGAUUCUGUUUGGCCUCCCUGGAGGCUUUGGGUUCUUUUUCAUAUUUUUUUAUUUUAGUUUAGUUUAUUUUGCUGUAGCCUUUUAUGAUCUGGAAAGCAGCCCGGAAAAUAACUUCUAGGAAGGAAGCUGGGUUCGGUGCCUCUGUAGGAUGCCCUUGCAUCCCUUCUUCCAUGAAAAUUUAAUAAAUCUUCAUGCAUAAUGCCGUGUGCUGUCAACAGAACUUAGCUCCUGUUGGUUUUCGGUGCAAGUACUGCUGUAAAAUUCAACUUUGGACUUUCAAUUGCUGUUCCUGAAGGAAGUCCAGAGGAAGAAUGUGUUGUUAGCUUUAUUUUUGUACCAGUGAUUAUCCAGUAAUCGAGUCCUUUAAUAAAAUAAUUUUGUAAUACAUUCCUUGGUCUUUUAAAACAACUUUUGGUGCGCGGUGGGGAUCUCGCCUGCUUUGCUCUGUGAGUUGUAACUGUAGUAGAAAAAAUGGCAAAUGGUGCUGAGGUGGCACUUGGAGCAGAGGCUUUGUGACUCACCCAGCUCUCCUCUAAGGCACUUCAGUAGCUGUUUGGUAAAUAGCCACUUGCUAGGGAUGCUUGUCUAAAAUUAGGAGUAGCUACAGCCAGCUGAGGAUAGAAGUUCCCUCCUGGGGGUUUCAGCUGCCAUGCCAGAGGUGUGCAGCCCACCCAGGACCCCUGGGUGACGGGGCUGGGUGGCAUAUGGGCACCACACUGGGGCACAUCUUACUUGUGUUUAAAGGUAGUCUGUCCCCUCGUGGUUUAAAACUCAUCUCCCAUCCAGUUUGGUGGUUGCUCAUGUUCCCACUGCUGAAUGUAGGUCUGUUGGCCUCCGCCAGCCCAGCCUUUUAUUCUUGGCUCCCCCAAUAUUUCUCAGCCAUCUGGCAGAGGCUGGUUGGGUUUUUGGUUGUGGAUGAGUCACCUGUUGAGCUUCAAGGAGUCUGUGCUAUUGAUGGAUAAGACAUUGGGGAGCUGGAAGCUGUAUCUGGUGGAGGGCAGCAGACAUCCAUCCUGCUGACAUGCUGACAUCAAUGAAAUGCCAUUGUUUUUCAUCUUGUGCGGCGUAAACGUUCAGAGACUUGUGCAGCACUUUGUCUUGCAGGUAUAUUCCAUCUGAUCCUGGGUUCUAUAGGAUUGAGGAGCCCAGCAUUAUUUUGCAGUCGUUGUUUUUCACCUUUUUGUCCUGCUUUGUGGGGAACAGGGCAUGUUGUUGUGCAAGGAGCACGGGGCGUUGUUGUGCUGGGCUUCCUCACCUGCAUUAUUGUGGUUGGUGCAGAUGGUUUUCUGCCUCUGUGAGGUUCUGACAAAAAGGAGUUUGCAAUGGCUGUAAACUAAAAGAGGGGGGAUUUAGGUUAGAUGUUGGCAGGGUGUUGGAACUGAAUGGUCUUUGAGGCCCCCUCCACUCUACUCCCUUCCAUGAUUCUAUGACAAGUAACACAAUCAGAAAGAAACCAGUUCCCACCCACUGUUUAUUACGUAACCAUCUAAUUAAAGUCAUCAAAUGGAGAUGACUCGGCAGCUUGGGAAACUUCCCCCAUGUCUGGGUCAAAAAUACUUCCUCCGUGCUUUAUUUGCAUUGCCACAUCCUCGAUGUUGUGCCAAUUAAUUCUUAUCCCCUUAUUUUUGGCUUCAGCUGUUGGAGUCUCCUGCUGUUUUGGACCCCAGAAAGGUCCUUGAACUUCUCAGUUUUCCCUAUAAAGGAGAGAGGACUUGGGGUAGUGCUGCUCCCUUUCUCCCUAGGAAGGCCAGGCUGAUGUGAAGCACUUCUCAUAGCUGCCUAGGGCUGCAAGUUGUCUUUCCUUUUCUGGCUUCUUUCUGCACCAUGUUUUUGAGUGAAAGGUAAAGCAUUAAGGUGGGUCUUUUGCCCAAGAAGCAAAUGGUGUGUGUUCCUGUGAUGGCUGUAAUGCUUAAACUCUGGUAAUGAGAAGCAUACGUGGAUGGAGGUGGCGGUGAGGAAAUGUUAAAGACCUCCAAAACACAAAAUGCAGCUGCAAAUAAAAUAUUGUGUUCUGUUCUCCAUGCACAAAGUAAAUGGUUGUGUGUUGCAGCAGCUCCUAAAACCUCCCUCAGCCCCUGUGUUUGUUCAAAGCUUGAACAGCCCCGUUUGUAUGUAGGCAUGUUUGUUAGAAACGUGUAAUAACUAUUUCAUCUUUUAACAGAUUAAGUUUUGAGUGUUCAGCUUGCAUGGAAAACAGCUGCAUAGUAACUGAUGUGCUUCAAGGAGCAAGGUGGGCAGGUUAAGGAACUCUUUGUUGGUCCCACAGAGGAGAAGAAUGUUCUUAAAAUGCACUUAAAUCCAGCAUGCAUGUACUUAGGUAAUCGCAGAGUGGUCUCAUCUGGCUGAGCUGGAGAUAGGCUGAUGUGCAUUUUCAGGGCAGGAAGCCUGGGUUUGGGAUAGACCGUGCCAUGAUGGCUUCUUGGGCCCUUUCCAACCCAACCUAUUCUAUGAGCUCCUUGCAGAACACAUCACCAACAGACCCAGCCAGCCUUGUAGCCAGGCCUGCCAUCUUAGGUCAGAGCUACGUAAUUUAGUGCAGGUUAUUUAAUUAGGGCUAUGCCCUGUGACCUUACCACCUGGUAGGUGAUGAGCUAAGGCAACGUGAGGGCAAGCAACACUGUUGGCCAAGUGCUCAGGAAGGCAGCCAUGGCCAAUAGGUUGAUCUCUUGGUGUUGUUUCCAAAUCUCCUGUUCUGUUGUCUCCAGAUGUGCUGUCGUGUUGCCUCCAAACCCCAGUGAGCAUCUCAGUGCUCUGUGCCACCCCUGCCCUCACUCGUGUGCUCCUCGCAACGCUCCCGUUACGUUCCUUUGCAGCAGCCCAGCGUAACAGUAAUCCUUUCCCUCUAUAAAAGAGGAUUAAAAAUGGGAACAUUCGUACCUUAAUUCAGCCUGCCAGGGCUGUGCUCUGUCUUUUGGGCAGUAAUCCUGUCGGUAAAAGGCCGUCAGCAAACAGCAGAUCCUCCGGUCCUGCUGCUGAUGGGGUUAGCAAUUCUUCAAAUUAAUUAGAAAGCUGUAACAACCAGAGAAGAGCAACUCGCUUAGAAUGUCUUAAAGGCCACAUGGUUCAGAGUAAAAUAAUUAGAAAUUGGGAUUUCUGUGGUUCUUGAAAUGAAAGUGUGCAAAAGGACAUAACGGUACCUUUGAGGACGCUGUUUGUCAGAUGCUUUGCUGUCCACACUCCGCUUACGUGCUCAAUAAACAGGUGUGAAAUCCCAUUUGUUUCUUUUCCAGGCUUUCUGUGUUUCCUGCAGCUCUUUUGGGUGAGAUGCUGAUGGGGAAGGCACAGUAAAAACAUGGGUUUGGUUUCUUAGGAUUUCUUUUUUUUAGGAUUUUUAUGCUGCGACUGUUAGCACAGGGAUUAUUUUUCCAGCCUAAUUAAAAGGAUAAUUGCAUUAAGCCACAGGAGGACGCUGUGGGAUGACAAGAGGUGGAUUUCAGUCCCUCCUAGGGCUUGAGUUACUGUGUUUCUGCCAGUGCAGGACCACAGCCAAUUCUCUCCACCAGUGCCAGAACAAUGGGAUUUUUGCAUUUCAAUGUGUGUUUUCAACAAGUUGGGGUAAUAAUAAAGAUACAAAUCAAUGUUGCUGCUUGAUGGAUGCAUUGUUUCCUUAUCAAACCCACAUAACUAAUUCCAUCGAGACACAUCGUUGCACGGGCAUGGCAUCGAACCCUAUCUAAAGGUGAAUGUGUGAAUAAUAUUUAACCUGGGAGAGCUGUCAGCAGGUUGGAUGCUACACAGAGACUUCCAGCAGGAGUCCAAGGCUUUGUUUUGCAUCCCCCUAAGAAAAGCCAGGUCUUGGUAUUGCUUGGCUGUGGCAAUGACAGGAGGUGGAGCUGGGACCCAUCCAAAAUGGGUCAAAACGUGGAUACUGUAGUCUGCUAUGAGGGCUGAUCAGCAGCAGUAGUUUAAGGCAUGGUUGCAAUUGUCCUUGUGGAAAUCUCGGUGCAUGAGGUUCAUUCUCCCACCAUUGAAACCUGCUGAUAAGAUGCUCACGGGAUGAGGAAGCACCUCUGCUUUGAAAAAUGCAUUGAGAGCUUUGUGCCAGAACAGCAAAACACAGGGGGAGACCAUUUCAGAUGCAGAAUUCCCCUCAAAUAGGAGUAGGAAAUGUAUUUUAUCAGUAGGUGGUGAGUGAUUAAUUUCUCCUUGGACCACUUUUCACUUAGGAGUUAUUCCAGGCUGUCUUUGCAGGGAGCUGGGAAUUCACUGAAACCUACAGCACCAGUGGAAAAUAGGUUUUAAAAUCAAACAACCUGCUGUGGUAAGUGCACAGGACUUACACAGGACAAGUGCUUUCUGAUCUCAUCCUGUAGAAGAGUUGCAAGCAAGCACCUGAGCAGUGCUGGGCAGCAGUACCACUUCAUCACAGCUCCUGCAAGCAAUCCUUGUGCAAGACGGGGAAGGAGAAAGGUAGAGCACCAGUGGUCUAUGUGCUGAUGGGGAAGCCCAUUUCCUAGCAGGGGUGCUGGUGCAUGUGGCUGGAAACUACCACAGCAUUGCAAGAAGAAGAGCCAGCAGCACUGCCGCAUGGGGUUUAACACAGCCAGAUCACAGCAACCCCCGAGAACAAAGGUGCCAGUGUGAUGGUGGUGGUUUCAUGCAAAGCAAGUGACUUAUUUACAGGGCAGGCUUGAAUCCAUUAAAGGCACAUUAAACUCCAGAUGCUCACCAACUUUACAGAAGCAGUGGAAGAAAGAGAGGAGGUGUUGCACACUUUUUGGAAGAAAAAAAAAAAAAAUCAGCUCUCUGAGCUUGGAGCAGCAUUUAUUGCAGUUAAAAGCGUGAUGCUGGAAUAGUGAGACAUUUAAUGCUGUUUUCCCUUUUUAAAGCUGAUUUUCAGACUAAACUGCGUCGUGCCAGACAGUGCUGUGCGAUGUGCUGUUCCGUGCAGGAUGCUCUAUGUUGGGUCUGCAGCACAGGGAUCAAGCAGAAAAUGGAAAAGGGGAAACCAGGAGCGUUUCCAUUCCUUUGGAACUAAUAAGGAAAUGAGCCGGAGGGAUUAUUUGCGGCUGUGCCAAAUGGGCCCUCUCUCCAAGACCUCUAAAUUAACUUCAGGUGGGUCCAUCACCACCCAGCAGUCUGAGUUAUGUUUUAUGGAAGAAGCAGUGCUCCCAGCACUGUGCCUCAAUACCUUUAUGGGCUGCUGCACCUCAGUUUUCUGCCUUUUAUCAUUUCUCAAUCCUUGCUUAUUCCAUACGGAAAGCGGAGCUGCUGCGGUGUCAGUGCCCCACUGGGGCCUCAACCUUCUCCAAAACCUUCACCUAGGAGACAUUUUGGUGAUAGCAAAGAGCGUUCACUUGAAGAAAAGACAGAAUUUUUUUAUGAAGAAGUGAGUUUUGAAAGGAGAAACCUCCACCCAAAAUGUCCAAGCAGAAGAAAAACCUGAAAAUACAGAAUUUGGAGUUACAGUCCAUACAGAGUGUGUCUCAGCCCUUCUCCUUCAGUCUUCAUUCACGUGGUCCAUGCUUUGCAUCCAUAUAGAAAUUAUUGAAACAUCCCAAGCUGUUUUUCCUUCUGUUUUUUUUCCUGUGUGGACAUCUCAUCAUUGUCUCAGUUUGAAGCACUCAUGAAGCACCGUCAUGAGUUGGUGGUAGACGAGUUCCUCCAGUGGGGCUUUGUGUUGGUGUGGCUACUUCUACUCACACCACAGAUGACGCUGAGUAGACACGAGCUCCAUUUUCAACCACGUGUCUUUGAGUUAAGCAUAGAAUUUACAGUUUUUGCGCUCCUUUUCUGUUGUUUUCUGCUGUUUCAGUGCUCAGGUUUUGCUAUUUUGGGUUGCUUUUCUCCUUCCAGCUCUGGUUUCAGCAGCGCAUUAAAGGAGCCUCCAUCAUGACCACAAAGCAACUGCACUGCGUGCUGAGGUGACUUUAUCCUCAUUUCUCUGUCUUCAAGCAUUUUAAAUGAUUUUUAAAAUACUUCUGGCUCUCAUCCAAGGCUUCAGGACUGGGCCACGGCCACCAGCAAAUGUCUCCACAAGCAUCGUCAUGGCAUCAGGGUUUCCUUGCACCUGAAGUUGUUCAGGUUGAUAAAGCACAAGAGGAAUAAACACUCGUUUUCUGGAAUGAGGAAUGUUCAUUUCUGAAAUGAAUCGAAAACAUUUUCUUUCCUUUCAUGCUCUGUGCAAUAAUCCCUUUUCCAGUCCAUCAGAUCCAUGGCGGAGCUGCUUUGGGUGGCUCUUUGGUGGCUCUUCGGAUGGUUCUUCCUCUGUGCUCCACAGCCUGAUUUCUACCAGGAAUCCUGCAGGAAUAACGUGAAAAGAUGGAUAAUACAAAUAAUUACCCAAACUUUCAACGCACAGCUAUAAGGCUUUUGCCCUCCAUGUGCUGGAGACGUUUGGGAAUUUUCCAGAAGUCAAAUGUGCAGACAUGGAACGAGUGCAGAAGUUGAAAAAGAAGAAAAUUGGUGUUCAGUGAAGUCAGCUAGUGGGUCAAACUGGAAUUAAUCCAAGUUACAAUGUGGAAAUGAGUUACUGAAGCUUGUAGUGUUGGGAUAUGCACACAACUGGGCAGGCUCCCCAUCCACUAGAUAGUAAGUCCUGGUUUGUGGUAGAUGUGUAGUAGUUUCUUGCCCUUUUCCCAGCUUCUCUUUACUUUUAUAAGCCUGGAAUGAUGAAGAUGAGGGUGCAGAAAGGGCAGAUCCAGGUUCUGCUUGGUGGUGGAAGCGCAAUGUGUGCCUGUAAAAAUGAGAGCAAAUGCCCACACGUUCCUGUCUGCUCUUUUUGGGCACCCUUGUGUUGAUGUUGGUCACCCAGCUGCCUGUUUGCCCACUUAGGAAUGCAUGGCCCAUAGUUUCUGUUUGAGUGGUAUCGCCCUGGUUCAAGCAUUUUUCCUCCUAAAGAAAGCAGUGUCAGAAGCAUCGCUCGUUUUGCAGUCUGGUUUCCUGGGGAGCUGAGUGGUGGCUACACUUUGUCACAUAUAUUCUGGUAGUAUUUUUUUUAUGAGGAUAAACACUUCUUUAUUUCAGUGGAAAGCACUUUAUGUUGUAUGGCACCGUGGGGAAAGCAGCAGUGAACCACUUCAGACAAAGAAAGCCUAGUGGUUUGGGAAAAGCAUGGCUUGCUGUGCAGCUCCGUUAAGGUUUUGCCUGAAAUCUCCCUUGUUCCCCCUAUUUUUCUGUACUGAUAACAAAAUAAGUUCAUUAGAAGAAGAUUAUACUGGCUCUGUUUCCAACCAACAUAUUUCAUGUUGCUUCAAUGCAUCUUGGCAUCUCAGACCCUUCCUUACUGGAGGUAUUUGAAUUGGUCUCCUUUGGGUGGUUCUAACAUCACAGUGACUUGUAAGGAGGGCUGAAUAACACCUGGUUCCAUUGUGAGCUGGAUUGUGAGUGGGAAGGUGGUUGGAGCUUUAACCUCCAUAGGGUUGUAAUGGUCUCACAACUGCAUUUCAGCAGUUUGGAGCUCCUCUAGUGCAUGCCUAGCUAGGAAACAGCCUAAACUCAUCUGUUGGGAGCCCAAAUUGAGUUUAAUUUCCAUCCGUACAAUUUAAGAACACUUAAGGCUUCUCUUAGUGUUUCCCAGGCAAGAAACUCACUUUUCUGGAUAGGAGAUGGCCAAAAUAAGAGUCAGCUCCACCAUGAAGUUGGUAGCUCUUAGUGAAGCCAUUCGUUUUGUGAUUCUCACUAUUAAAAGCAUAGGACAGAAACCAGAUUGGGCUUGGCGUAUUUGGCAUUUUGGGAAGUUCAGUACCACUUUUGGAAAGGUCUCGCUGGAUUUCUUUGUAUUGGGAAUUGAGAAACCAUUCCCAAAUGCCUAGGUUGGAGUUAGCUUAGGAGGACAAAGGCUGCUGCAAGAAGAACCAUCGCUGUGCAAUCCCAUACAUGGAGCAAAUCCAUCCUAAAGCCCUGGACCUGCUGGCUGGAAGCUGUCCAUUGAGCAAGGGGAUGUGGCUGCCUGCAGCCAUUUUGGUAAUAGUGGUGGUAUUUGGAAACUUAUUUGCAUGAUAGUGGGUUUUUGCUUGUCUCAUCCUAAGCCUCCUGUCAGUAUUUUAAUCCAUGAACUUCUCAUCUCCAUUCAACACCAUUUGUGCCUCUGGCAUUUGAGCAGGAAGCUUUCCCUUAGUGCUGUCCAGGGAAUAUUCUCCCUGCAUUUGAGAUGCAGCUUUUGUUUCCCACUAAAAAAAAAUAAAAAUAAAAAAUAGCUGUGCUUGAGUCAAAUGUGAAAAAUGAUUUUGAAAGGGGAAAAAUGAUUCUGAAUGUUUGGAGGAUGGAACUCGCUAAAAGAAUUGAUUUGCUGGUUGUGGUGUCUUCAAGAUGAAGCUGCCUUUGAGAGAGCUACUUUAUAAAUGCCCUUAGUGUUCAGUACACAAUGUUGUUGGUACUUCUUUCUGUGGCCUUGGAUGUGCCUUGCCCUUCUUCCUCUCCCAAAAUCAGGACGAAACUCAGGUCAUCUCCACCUGCCUUCCACCAAACCUCCUGUCCUCAGUUUGAGGUGCUCUCCCUUCUCCUCCUUUCUUUCCAUGGAGCAUCCUACGUUUGUAGUCAUUCCUCUUGCAAUCUCCCAAGUAGUUGUCCUUGGUUGGUUUGGCCAAGAUAACUUUGGCCAGGAGCUCUUUCUCCUGGCAUGGAUCUCACUGUCCCAUUUUUCCUGCGUGGUUGGUCCUGAUGAUGUCAUUUUUGGACUCACCAUCAGCCUGAUGACUGUUUUGUCACAGUGGCUGUCAUGCUGAUCAUUUGCUAAGCGUUGUGUAUUUCUGGCAGGAUAUAUAUGAUAAAAGUUAUGGGAAGCUUUGGAAGAGCAGAGCUGCAUGUUGGCACGCUGUGGUUGAGUUGAUGGUGCAGUGCACUGUGCCAGGUCUGUGCUCCUGGCUCUCUCUUCCUGAAAAGCUGAACAGAUUUCUAUGGAGAGGGUGUGGUAAAGAGCUUUUAAUGCCAUGGAAUUUGACCCCGUUAUUAUGGCCACAAGGUCCUCUGGUAUGUGAUGUAACAGUUUGUGAUGUGCUGGUGCUUUCCCACCAAUGUACAAUAGAUACCCACUGACAAUACCUGAGCAUCUUCUGCUCAUAUUUAUGUUCAUGCUGCAUGCUCUGGUGCCCUGCUGACUGUGUGAGCUGCUGCUCUGUUCAGUGAUUUAGCACUUGGCUACAUUAAAUAAGUAUGCUUUACAUAAUGCUUAUGCUUAGGUUGUAAUGAUUUUGCCCACUUCUGGACUCUGGGCAAAUAAUGCAGCAAAAGUCAUCUCCAGAACACAACUUGCUACCAGUAAACCUCUGUACUGUCAUUGUAAUGCACGUCCUGGGAUGUUGAGGUUGCAUUAUGUAUUGCUCUUGAGCAUCUUCCCUUGGUGUCAAAGUGGCAGAAAUAAGCUCCAUCUUGGGAAUGCCAGGUGAGUGAAGACCUUUCCUCCAGCAAUGGUGCCUGCUUCUGGUGCUGUGUAGUUGGGAAAUAGGAUUUUUCAGAACCUCUUCUGCCUCCUGUAUUAGUAAUGUCCCUCCUGUGGAAGUCCACUAGGGGAGGUAACCUCUGUUCCUUCCUGCUCACCCAGCUGGCUUCACCUGCUGUUCUCCUUAUUUAUGGCACACGUAUCCCUAACACCCACUCUAAUCUUUCUCUCCCUUCCAGUACCUAUUGAUGGAAGAACACGGCGUGACUCAAACAGAACACAUGGCCACCAUCGAGGCCCACGCAGUGGCCCAGCAGGUGCAGCAGGUCCACGUGGCCACCUACACAGAGCACAGCAUGCUGAGCGCCGACGAGGACUCGCCUUCUUCACCUGAGGACACGUCCUAUGAUGACUCUGACAUCCUCAACUCCACAGCAGCUGACGAGGUGACGGCCCACCUGGCUGCAGCAGGUCCUGUGGGGAUGGCAGCAGCUGCUGCUGUGGCAACGGGUAAGAAACGGAAGCGACCACACGUUUUUGAAUCCAACCCAUCCAUCCGUAAGAGGCAGCAGACGCGUUUGCUACGGAAGCUCCGUGCCACGCUGGAUGAGUACACCACCAGAGUGGGGCAGCAAGCCAUCGUCCUGUGCAUCUCACCCUCCAAACCCAACCCUGUCUUCAAAGUUUUUGGAGCUGCACCUUUGGAGAACGUGGUACGCAAAUACAAGAGCAUGAUUCUGGAAGACCUGGAGUCAGCACUGGCAGAGCAUGCUCCUGCACCUCAGGAGGUUAACUCAGAGUUACCACCCCUCACCAUUGAUGGCAUUCCAGUCUCAGUGGACAAGAUGACCCAGGCACAGCUGCGAGCGUUCAUCCCGGAGAUGCUGAAGUAUUCCACGGGUCGUGGGAAGCCAGGCUGGGGCAAGGAGAGCUGCAAACCUAUUUGGUGGCCUGAGGACAUUCCCUGGGCCAAUGUCCGAAGUGAUGUGCGCACGGAGGAGCAGAAGCAGCGGGUGUCGUGGACCCAAGCACUGAGGACUAUCGUGAAGAACUGCUACAAGCAGCAUGGGCGUGAGGACCUGCUCUACGCAUUUGAGGAUCAGCAGACACAGCAACAGACCACAACCACACACAGUAUAGCACACCUGGUGCCCUCACAGACAGUGGUACAAACCUUCAGUAACCCUGAUGGCACUGUGUCCCUCAUCCAGGUUGGCACUGGUGCCACCGUUGCCACGUUGGCUGACGCCUCCGAGCUGCCUACCACAGUUACUGUUGCACAAGUCAAUUAUUCUGCAGUGGCUGAUGGAGAGGUGGAGCAGAACUGGGCAACGCUACAGGGGGGUGAGAUGACCAUCCAGACAACGCAGGCAUCAGAGGCCACGCAGGCAGUAGCAUCGUUAGCAGAAGCAGCAGUGGCAGCAUCUCAGGAGAUGCAACAAGGAGCAACUGUUACCAUGGCACUUAACAGUGAAGCAGCUGCCCACGCCGUCGCCACGCUGGCUGAAGCCACUCUUCAGGGUGGAGGACAGAUCGUCCUAUCUGGUGAAACUGCAGCAGCAGUAGGAGCACUCACUGGAGUCCAAGAUGCCAAUGGCAUCCUAGCAGCAGACUAUUCAGGCUACAAGUGGAGCCUAGCAGAGAGUUUAUCAGCAAAGCCAGCUGAUCAAGGAAGCUUAGAAGGGUUAUUCAUUAAGCUUUCAUCUCUGGAGCAUGGUAAAAAAGGCUUCCCCUACACAGACGGAAUGGGAGAGCCAGCAUUUUGGAUGGAAGACACAACGUUUCAGGGAAGCAGAAUGGGAGUUUUCCACUCCAUCAAUGUAAAGAUGGAAUGAAAGACCCAAUAUUUUGGGUGGAAGACCUGACAUUUCAGAGGCGAGACCGAGGAAUAAGGGAGAUGAAGCUGAAGGUCUUCCAAUUCUUGCUAAGCUGGGACUCUACAUGAAGAAAAGAAGUCUUACCUGCCUCUGAAGGAUAGCCAAAGAUGGAGACUUUGCAAUUUCCCCAAGUUCUGGAGCUUCACAAACCUUAUGUUUACUGAUUGUCUUUUUUUUUUUCUCGUUUAUUAUCCCUCACUUAAUAUCCAUGCUGUGCCUCAAGUUGGUAUCCUACUCUUUCCUACUCUGUAGAAGAUGGCCAGGUUGUUUUCUUCUUCUCUGCAUCACUUUUGUUGGGUUUGUAGGCUGUCUUGUGUAUGGAGGCCAAGGUUUUCCUGGUGCUGUUUCACUUUCUCUGUGCUGCCAAACAUUUUGUUGCUUGGAGAUCCUCUAGCAACGGAGUUCCAUGCUUAAAUUUAAAUGUGCACUCUGGUUGUUUUGAAGCAGGAUCGUGCUAAGCAGAGAGUUUGUACCCAUUUCCCCUCUGCUAAGUAGGAAGACUGAAGCCAAAGGUCUGUGGAUGAGCUGGAGACAAAGAAUUAAAAUUGAAGUUUUCAUUCCUUUCAGCCUUCUCUGUCGUUGGCCUGAGCUCUGUAAGGCUUUCAGAGCUCUCCGUUGGUCAGGUAGAUCUGUGAGGCUGAUCAGUGUUCUGCUGUCUCUGCCAUGCUUGGAAACAACAAACCAGACAACUUUCAGCACUCAUCCCUUUGAUGUCUGAGAGAACAGAGCAAGUUGUGCCAACUUAACACAUCCACUGUGUGGGAUCUGCUUCAUCUCCUCAGUGCUGAGGAUGUUUCUGGUGCCAGUAGAUCCCCCAAGAGCAGCAUUGGGUGCAACUGGCCAUGGCUUUUGCCUUCUGCUGAUCUGAAGUGGGCUUUAGAUUCCCUGUUGGAAGAAGGCAUACAACACUCCAUUGAGGUCUUGUCUUUUGGUUAGGUUAUGUUGCCUAAAUUUGAAGAUAACCUGAUGAUGCUGUGCUGUGAGGGUCUGCAAAGUGAGCGCUGAUGUUUUGCCCCAUAAAAGAAAUCCAAAGAGCAGUUUGUCAGUGCAUUGCUUCUGAGUGCUGCAUCAGACUCCAGGUCCCAAAUGCUGGAGUCAAACCAGCAUUAGUUUCUCAGUUAGUUUCUCAGAAUGGUCUCUCAGUUUGCCUUUUGCUCCCUCAAAGUCCUGAGGCUGCUUCCAGAAUGUUGCAGGAGAUCAGUUCACGUUGAUGCUAGCAAGGAAGAUGAUUUUGCACUUCAUGAAGGAAGAGGAGAUGGUUUGCUUUUCCAAGCUCAGGUUCAGCAUGGUGACAGCAGUCAAGAAUGGGGCUGGUUCUUCUCUUUCAACCAUCCAAAACUUCACUUGUGUGCUCUGUUUGAGCUCCAGGCAGAAAAGUGUGGCAUAAGGUUGUGCUGUCCGUGCUCCCCAUGGUGCAGAAGGAUGCUCCAAAGCAUUCAUCAGAGGGGCCCAUCUCUGGGAAGAUAAUACUGGACAUUUAUCUCUGAGUGUGUGAGAGGUUCCCUUGAGAUCAUCCAUUCUUCAGUUUCUUCCACUCAUUCUGCAUGUUUGAGUAUUGAUCUGUGUGGUGGUCCAGCUCACCUGGUUGGCUGUGCCUUCCUUCUGCACUUGCUGUGAUAUCGAAGAAGCAUAAGAACCAGCAGAAACUGGCUCUGUUGUCCCCAUCCUCUGGAUACUGGAUGGCCAAUCAUCUCAACCUCCUACUCUUCUCCCCCAGAGCCCUUUGAAUGGUGGUUUAAUGCACCCACUUGCAGUUUGGGAUCAGAACAGUUCUGAUGUUGCUGAUCCCCUCUCCGUGUCAGGUAAGGUGCCUGUAUCAGCCACUAUAUGAUAUUUGGCCUCAGAAUCCCAUGGCCAGAACCUAACUCUCCCCCUUCUGCAAGCCAUAACCUCUUCUCUGCUGAAACAAAUGCAAAAUCCUUGUCCUGGCAGGCUGCAGGUAAGCAAAAGCAUGACCUGGGUGCAAUCCAGAGCCUCCUGCUGAGGGUAGAGAUGAACAUCAUCGUUUCUGCCAAAUGGUGGGAGGAAAUCCCAAAUGGGCAGCUCCAGCCCAGCUGUGUCAUCUCACUGCUCUGUGCAUUAUCCAUCACCUCUGCUGGCUCCUGUCCACAGGUAGGAGCAGCUCUGGGGCUGCUGUGAGCCCAAUUCCGUCUCUCCACUGGGGCUUUUCCACCCCAGCACGACUCGAGUUUUUUUUUUUGGAAGAUGUGUAUUUUCCAGAGACUUGAAAGUUUUGUGUUUGUUUUUUUUUUUUUUGUAAUUUUAUUUUGUCUAAUGGAUUUCCUGUUUUUAAUACAAUUGAAAGGGUCUGAAAUCCAUGCUUUAGAUUAACAUAUGCCAGCUAGAUUAGGGCUAAUCAGGGCACAGGUCUGAGCAGAUGCAGCACAGGGCCAAUCCUAGACCUGAUUACAGCAUCUCAGUGGUUUAAUCGCCUCUCUCCCAAGGGCGAUCAUCUCUGCUUUAAUACACAGCAGACUUUCCAGCCCUCGCCCUCUCCUCCUUUGGUUUGUCACCACUCCUGCCAGGAAGGCCACUGCGUCAGAUGCUGAGACGAUUUAGCUUAAUCCCAUGCAGAAAGGGAGCUGUGCAUCGCUGUCUCUCGCAGAGACCAGAGACCUCCCGGCUCUUACGCGCAAUGUAUCCAAGUUGUAGUUAGCCUCGGUCAAACCUUGGCCAAAUCAGGCUCAUCUUUCCCAAAGAAAACCCCCCUUUGGUUUUUCCAUCUUGCCAUAUUUUGGUAAUACCUGUCUUUCACAAUGGUCCUAUUAUGGCCAACUUGUGGAGGGAUCAGAUUUUUUAAUGCUGCGUGCUCAGCGUUGCUGGUGACCCUCAUCUUUGGGUUGGCCACGGGGAGCAGAGUCAUCUCAAAGAGCUCCAUCUCAUCAUCGUUUCUUGCAAUGCCUGUUGUUAACAGUGCCCCUAUUAUGGCCAACCCGUGUUUAAACAUCAUGGAGGGAUCAGAUUUUGAACCCUGCUUUAUGGUGACCCUCGUUUUGAGUUGGCUGUGGGGAAUAGACUCAUCUGUGGUGAAUUCCUUUGGGUCAACAACCUGAAUCACCCGAAAGGCUUAGCUGGGUCAUUGGUCUGGAGCAGGGAUUUUGAGUGCAUCCCAGGCCACAUCUCCCACUCUGUGCCAGAACCUGCUUACAGAACUGUGCUGAAUAUCUUGAGGAUCUUAUUGGGGGUUGCCUUUGAGAGAGCUGAGCACGAGUUCUUGUUUCAAUGCUUUGUAGCCUAAAACUCUUCCCUAUUAGAAAGCACCUCAGGAACUCUGUGUUUCAGCUGCCUCCACGUCAUUUGUAGCUGUUGAUGUUGAGCCGUACGCAAGGAAGGUGGUUCCUCAUGGGGCUGCGAGCUGCAUAAAACUGUAGAUCACCCUUUUGGAGAUGGGGCAGCCCUCUGGCUGAGGCAUUGCAAAAUGUCCCUAUCCGUAGAGUGCCACGAGAUCCCGAGAGCUGAGCUCGGCCGGGGUCACCCACCUGGGCAGUAUGAUUAACUCCUAAGCUUUCCUGUCUGUGUGCAGCGAGUUAUCUGGGGACACCGAGCUGCACUCUGCUGCCUCUGGUUAUUCAAUGAGUGCCCUUGGCAGGACAGAGAUCCCUGCCUGCCACAGAGAACUGAACCAAAGGGGAUCCUGCUGCCGUUUUGGGAAAGCUUGGUCUGAUCUCGUUGGAUUUUCAGGGCUGUGCCCUCCUGUGCUGCCGGGCAGUUGGGGUUUCAGUGGUAGGUUUUUCCUUCUUGCAGUUUUUCUUUCUACCUCUGAGCCUCUUCUCAUCUCACACAGUGUGAUGGGGGUUGAUUAUGGGACUUCUCUAACGUUUAUAAGGGCUGGGCUCCAUUAAGUCUGAAUAAUUACACAAGCAUGAUGGUGUGGGUGUGAUACCAUCUGUGUGUCAUGGGGUGGGAGAUUGUCUUUUACCCUAUCCUUGGCUUUCUUGCAACCAUCAUCUUCUCCCCUAGCAACCAUCUUCCUUCUCCCCCUGCCCCCCACCAUCAUAUUCUGGAGGUUGGUAGCCUUGCCUGUGUCCAGGAGGUUAAGACUUUGUGAUCCUUCAGGUCCUAUGCCAUUCUAUGAUUCUGUGAUGAUCCUUUCUUCACCCCUACCCCUCACUGUCUUCCUUUGCCCCUACCCAACAUCACUUUUGUUUUCCCUUACCCACCAUUGUCUUUUAGGGGUUGUUGGCCAUGCCUGUGGCAGGACAGUUGGAACUUAACGAUCUUUGGGGUUCCUUCCAACCCAAGCCAUUCUAGGAUGAUUCUUCCUUCCUCCCACCCGCCACCUUCCCUGCUACCAUUGCCUUCUUCAAUCCUUGACUUCCCACAAGAACCAAAGGACCCUGAAAGCUCCGCCACAUCUCCACCCGUAUCCAACACAACCCCUUUAUGGCCCGCACCACGACACUCAACCUCACCAACCCCGUUCCUUGGCAGAACAGCGUUCCCUCAUCGCUCUCACAUUUCUCCUUUGUGUCU